Messenger RNA from Glycine soja, 1302 nucleotides. RefSeq names its product B-box zinc finger protein 21-like. The record is from RefSeq and is a predicted model, not a curated record. The transcript has 2 exons. The coding region runs from base 261 to 998 and encodes 245 amino acids. Lineage: Eukaryota; Viridiplantae; Streptophyta; Magnoliopsida; Fabales; Fabaceae. Gene Ontology annotation, cellular component: nucleus. Gene Ontology annotation, biological process: regulation of DNA-templated transcription; photomorphogenesis. Gene Ontology annotation, molecular function: zinc ion binding.
UGUGAUUAAAUUAUAAAAGGGCAAUAAGAGCUGAUUCUGUUUGGGUGAAGACUGAAGACAGAUAUUUAAUCUCUGGAAGUCACAUUAAGUUUUGUAAGAAGGUGAAACAUGACACCCUAACUCGCGUUUCUUACUCGAGUGAUUAGACUCGUCUCGAGUGUAUUGUAUUUAAUUUAACCGUGGGUGAGUGAUUAUUAGAAUCUCUCAUUCUCAACCAAUUCAAAUCCUCCUUUCUAUUAAUCUGAAACAAGUUAUUAGUCAUGAAGAUCCAGUGCGACGUGUGUAACAAACAGCAGGCAUCGUUGUUCUGCACCGCCGACGAAGCCGCCCUAUGCGACGGCUGCGACCACCGCGUCCACCACGCCAACAAGCUCGCCUCCAAACACCAACGCUUCUCCCUCAGCCACCCCUCUGCAAAACAUUUUCCUCUCUGCGAUGUUUGCCAGGAGAGAAGAGCCUUUGUGUUUUGUCAGCAAGAUAGAGCGAUUCUGUGCAAAGAGUGUGACGUGCCCGUUCAUUCUGCCAACGACCUCACCAAGAACCAUAACAGGUUUCUUCUCACUGGGAUUAAGUUUUCUGCCCUCGAUUCUCCUUCAACACCUCCUAAGCCUGCAGGUGGAAACUCCCUAACAAAUCAACAACCACAACAACAAACUGGUUUCACAGGUAGCAGCAUAUCAGAAUACUUGAUAAACACUAUCCCAGGCAUGGAGUUCGAAGAUUUCCUCGAUUCACAUUCUCUUCCCUUUGCUUGCUCCAAGAAUAGUGAUGACAUGAUGUUGUCGAUGUUUGGUGAGGGAAACAUGGUUUCGUUCUCAGCCGGAGGGAUCUGGGUUCCUCAAGCACCAUCUUCAGUACAAAUGGAUCAGCAGAGUGGGUACAAAGACACAUGGGAAACUAGCAUUAGAUCAAGUUUUGGGGAUGAUAGUUUAUUAGUUCCACAGAUGACUCCUCCCAGCAAUGUGUUUAAUAAUAAGAGAUCCAGGCUUCUAUGGUAAAACAGUUACAGCUAGCUAUCAAGCUAACCACCUUAUGUGGCUUUUAAUUUCACUCUAUUCUUAAUUUGGUUUUCUUUGUUUUUUUGUCCCUCUCCUCCUUCCUGAGUACUACACUACUCUUCUAGCUACUUAAUUCCCUCUUGCGUUCUCGAUAAGUUGAUGUAUCUCUUCCAAAUUGUAAAUGUCUAUGUUUUAAGAGCUCUCUGGGUUCAGAUUAAUUGUUUCUGCUACAUGUUAAAAGAUGACUCAAGUCUUAAUUAACAUUGCAUAAAUGAACCGGAAGAAGACUUAGGCGAUAUCUUCA